Psylliodes chrysocephalus is the source of this 1099-nucleotide messenger RNA. Lineage: Eukaryota; Metazoa; Arthropoda; Insecta; Coleoptera; Chrysomelidae. The record is from the annotation of a GenBank genome assembly.
ACCACAAAAAUCAGACAUGAACUAUUUUCUAAAUUUAUUGUUAGUUAUUUUUUCAAUUAAAUGUAGCAUUUCGUCACUUGAUUAUGACGAUUUUCAACCAUAUAUGGUGGGAAGUGAUUUGGACAAAGAAUGGGAUGCAUUUAAGAGAAAAUUCAACAAGAGCUACUCGAAUUACCACGACUACGCAAAAAGAAGAGCAUGGGAGGACAAUCUGGAUAAAAUAAGACAACAUAAUGAAGAAGCUGUACAAGGCAAGCAUUCGUACUUCAUCAGAGAUAACCACCUAUCAGACUUGUCCAAUUACCAGUAUUUGCAAAAAAUGGUGAAGCUAACGAAGAGCAGGCACAGAAAAGUGGAAGCGGACAUGGUGGGCGAUCUGUACGAAAGACUGAUGCACAUCCCGGAAUCUGUAAAUUGGCUCGAAAAAGGAUUUAAAACGCCGUAUUACAAUCAGAAAGACUGUGGUUCGUGUUAUGCAUUCAGCAUAGCAGGCGCCAUCCAGGCGCAAAUCUUCAAACAGACCGAAAAACUGGUACCACUAAGUGAACAGCAAAUCGUUGACUGCAGUCUGUCGUAUGGAAAUUACGGAUGUGCCGGAGGAUCCUUGCGGAACACCUUGAGAUACUUACAAAAAGUUGGAGGGCUCAUGGCGUAUAGUGAUUAUCCGUAUAAAUCAAAGAAACAAAAAUGCGUGUUUGACAAACACAAGACUUUGGUGAACAUUACAAGUUGGGCAGUUUUGCCGGCACGGGAUGAAAGAGCCUUAGAAGCUGCAGUUGCUAAAGUAGGACCAGUUGCAGCCUCCAUAAAUGCUAGCCCUCACACAUUUCAACUUUACCACUCUGGUAUUUACGACGAUGCAAGCUGUUCCUCUGAUCAUGUGAAUCACGCGAUGCUCAUUGUUGGAUAUACAAACGACUCGUGGAUCUUGAAAAACUGGUGGGGCAGGCAUUGGGGUGAAAAUGGAUACAUGCGACUAAGAAGACGCAAGAAUCGGUGUGGUGUUGCAAAUUAUGCUGCAUAUGCUUUAGUUUAAUAAUUAAAUAAUGUGUAAAAAAUAUAUUAUAUAUUACUAAUUAAAAAUAAAUUUGUAUUGUCC